AAAGCCAUAGCCAUUCAUUGUAUUUCCCGGGGCAUGUGGAUUGUGAUUAUUCCCAACAGAGCCAAAUGGGCAGACUCAUGGUGCCCCUCUGCUUCUCUGGGGACCCCACUCUUUGCCAAGACCACCACAAUCUGUUGGGAGCAUCAACUUUCUGGAUGAGUAGAAGCAUCACUCACCCUGCUACUAUGGUGCAAUGGAAAUAUCCACCUAAAAGGAUAUUUUCACUGCAUUUUCCUGAUCUCUCCUAGUUUGGAACAUGAUUUUCCUGAAAACCAAAGGUCAUUGCACAGUGAGGGGAGUACUGAUGGGAUGCCUCCUCCUCCUCCUCCUCCUCCUCCUCCUCCUCCUCCUCCUCCUCCUCCUCCAUUUGCUGCUGAAUUACCAGUGCUGGAUAUGAGCAGAGGCAUUUGACUCAGCCACAAUGAAGCUCAUACACUGAUGGUGCAAAGGAGUGUGGCUGGAGCGGCCUGAAAUCCUGAAUUAACAGCAGAGUACAUGUAGUAUGGUACAUCUGUCUCUGCUCCGCAAAUUCUGUCCCACCGUGUCUUCCUUGAGACCACGAGGCUCAGAUGUGAGUGAGGAAAGGGCAGGGUAGCAUUGGACGCGGGUGUCGGGUGAUGGUGUCUCGCUAGAAGGCGGUGGUGCCUACGCAAUGGCUGCUGCUCCCUGCUCUGGGGGGAGGCAGCUUCCCGGGGCUUCGAGGGAAGCAGGGGGAAAGCUUAGAGGAGAAUGGUCUUUGUGGAGAGGAAGGAAAAACCGAGUCUAAAAUACCCAGCCCUUUGAGACUUCAGGAGCUUGCUGCUGACUUGAGGGCAAAGGUGGAAAAGGGCCAGGACAGAAAAUGUGAGAGGUGGCCCUGCUUGCAAACUGGGGACUACAUCCACAACACCCAAACCUCAAAGGGCCCUGAAGUCCUUGGGAGGGAGCAGGAGACAGGUUCUUUCAGUCUGGCUUGGCUGAGGAGAGUUGGGUGGCUGCUCCCUGCCUACUGCACUUCCAGGGCUGGCCCCUGUUUCCUUUCUAAAGCCACAGCAUGAUGCUUUCCACCCUCCCUGCCAUAUUAUGGAGUCUUUUGUUUCAGUUGUCUCCUGUCUCAAAUGAGGACAACUGUACAAGGAGAAAUGGGAUAAAGAAAGGGAAAUAAGAACAAGAAGGAAGAUGAAGCAGGAUAAAGGAAGAUAUGGGGGAAGAAAGCAUGUCUGCCAGAAAAAAGAGGGAGCAGGUGGGGCUCCACAGCUAGUGGCUAAAAGCUAGUAUUCACACCGGUGUGUGAAGCUGUGAGUCAGGCACAUUCCUCCAUGCAGUGGUCAAGGCAGCUCUCAGGGGGUUGGUUCAGUGAGACGGGGUCCACCUCUCCAAAGUCUGUCUGAGCUGAGCUGACAGACUUGGGAGCAGUAAAUCUACUUGUUCAUCUACUGUUUCUGUGGGCCCAGCAAGCUCUGGAGAAGCCACAAAGCUAGCGAAGAAAAGACGCAUUUCCUCCUGGCUGGCAGAGGUUACCUCGCAUGUAUUGGUCUUGAAGGAAAAGGCAGUGUCCCUUUCUUGGAUCUUUCAUGGUUAAGGAAAACAACUGGACAGAGCUUGUGAUGGACAACAUCAGCAAAAUGGACUGGGCAGCUGGAGGUGAGGAAUAGACUUCUCUGGAGCACCCUGUCUAUGUCUGAUGAACUCUCCCCAUUCUUCCCUUGGCUGCUUUGCUGUUAAGGAUAGAUGUGUCCUGUACAGCGAGGGUGGAAGGCAGGAGGAAGGAACAGGUCUCUGAGAGCUUGAUUUUGCUCUUGCUUAACUUACCCAAAGAUGUCUUACAACACUUCUCUCAUCAGCCCAAGUCCUAGAGAGGAUCCCAAGGGCGGCAAUUUCUUGGAGGAAAGCAGCGGUGGGGGUGAAGACAGCAAUGUCCUCGGAGGGGACAGCCUGGUCACAGGGCCGCUGGGUGCAGUGCUGCUGGUCAUGUGCCUCACUGGGAUAGUGGGGAACAUCUACACAGUGGCAGUGGCCUCUGGCAGGGUGGCAGGCUGCUCAGCAGGCUCCUUGGGGGUCUACGUGAUCAACCUUGCCCUGGCUGACCUCCUGUACCUUUCCACCAUCCCCUUUGUGGUUUGCACCUAUUUUGCCCACGACUGGUUAUUUGGGGAUGUGGGUUGCAGGCUUCUGCUCAGCCUGGACCUCCUCACCAUGCACGCCAGCAUCUUCCUCCUGACCGCCAUGAGCCUGGAGAGGUACUGGGCGGUGGCCAAGCCUCUGUGGGCCAGGCGGGCCAGCAAUGCCUACCGCAAACUGGCCAGCGCCAUCCUCUGGCUCCUCUCACUGCUGCUCACGGCCCCCAUGAUGGCGAUGACACAGCUGCGGGAGGGGGACGGCCCCCGCAAGCGCAUCUGCGUCCCUACCUGGACGCCAUCAGCUUUCCGGCUCUACCUGACGGUGCUGUUCACCACCAGCGUCCUGGCACCCGGCGCCGUGCUGGGCAUCGUCUACACCCGCCUGGCCCGGGCGUACCAGUCCUCGGCUUGGGGCCUUGGGCUGCCCGUGGCCGGCCGGGCCCCUGCCCGGCAGCUCCUCUCCAGGAUCUCUGCCAUCGUGGUGGCCUACUGGGCCUGCUUCCUCCCCUUCUGGGCCUGGCAGCUGGCCGGGCUGUACCAGGGAGAGAGGCUGGGCAUCAGCCCCACUGCCCAGGCCUACCUUAACUUCGGUGUCACCUGCCUGGCCUAUGGCAACAGCUGUGUCAACCCCUUCCUCUACACCCUGCUUGCCAGCAGCUACCGCCGGCAGCGGCAGCAUGUCCGCGCUGGGACAGGCGAGGCGCGGCCUGCAGCGCCCUCUCGGCAGGCUACGGGAAGCCACAGCAUGCCCCUGGCUUUCAGAGAGUUGUUGGGGUCUGUGACGGAAAGCGAGGGGUGAGCAGGCUAGGAACAUCUGACCUUUGGCUAGGGUCAUAUUGAGAAAUAAAAGUGUGUCACCUUCCAUGCCAGCAUGCAGUGUCUUCCAUCAAUGUUGUUGCAGUGCUUUCCCUUCACAUGGCUGCUCAUCCUGCUCAGCUGGGUGGGGAGCAUGCUUGUCUCAGGGAUCCUGACUCCAUCCUCAGAUCCUUCAGCUCUCACACACCUUGGAGCCUCCACCUUGCAUAAGGCUGGGGAGUGGGUGGAAGGGAGCAGUCAGCUUCGAUAUGUCUAAAUUAUAUAUCUGGGGAACCUUUGCCACCCCUCAUCUCCUCGCUAGCAACGGGCCAAGCCAUAACAAAGUCAGGACAACAGUGAGUCAUAGAUUUCGCAAGAACAGUGAGUCACUACAAGAAAAACAGCCACGCUAGCAGGAGACCUCACUGAGGUUCAUACUCCUGUGGUAAAGCUACCACUGAGCUUUCUUCAAGAAACCGUCACAGAAAAAUCCUUGAAGAAUCUAAAGAAAGAUUGCCAAGAGCAAAUUAGAGGCACUGUGAGAUUCCCCUGUAGUACAGCCCAGGGAAUCCAGUACAUUUGCUCAGCUUUCAAGAUCAGCCCAGCAGAGGAAGCUGCAAGGAGAAAGCUCUCCUCUGUGUCCAUCAUGACAGUUCAUGGCACCCCCAGCACCAUGGCCCUGCUGUGGUUCAAGGAAACACCCAAUUCUCUGGCCUACCAUAUGUAUCCCAGUCUGCCAGACUGUGUCAACACCACUGUGUAAACUGAGUCAAGUCUUGCCUUGAGACCAUCUAGCCUAGCAUGGCUCAUUUCCAUACUGCUGAACCUCUCUUCUCCAGAAAGGAUGGCUUCAUCCUUAUCAUACCAUGGGAAGAGUCCCCAGAUUAUGCUGUCCCCCUGCCAUACUUUGGCAUUGGCUUUGGGCAACACAGGACUUCAAGAGAGAUCCAGCUGCAGAGCCUCAAGUUGCUCGUACAGCCUAAGUGCCCCAACCUUUCAGCUAAGCUCUCAUCUCUCUUCCUUCUCAGACUCACAAUUCCUAGCAGCCCAGCCUCUCUCAGCAUAGGUACCCAGGAGUGAGUACCCAUAGGUACCCAGGACCUGGCAGAGCCUCAUGAAUUAUGAAAUAAGAGCAGCAGGUAUGGCUGCUGCAGGGGAAAGUCCCUGUUCUCCAGCUGCUCUAGAGACUGCUUAAUGUGAGGAAUUAGCCCAGCCAGGCCUGCAGGGAAUCCUGUAGUACAUCAAAUUGUUAGUGCUUUGUGUUGCUUGUGGCCAGACCUUUCAUCCCAGACCAACCUGGUAACUGCUGUGGAUAGGGCAGAUCCCACCUUCCCUACACCCACUAGACAGCAUGCUCAGCAGCAGCACCAAGGCAGCAUUAGGCUGAGAGAGACCCUGAGGCAGCCAUGCAGCAACAUCAAACAUGCCUGACUGCCUCAGUCUCCUCAGAGUUGAGCCAUAGUUUAGGCCGAGAAGUGCUCGGGUUCAUGUGGGCCAAGUAAAACGGGAACAAAAGCAUAGAGCACACAUCCUUAGCAUCCCACACUCCAGCUGGACAUUGCUGCCUCCCUCAGCUCUGGAUGGAACAGGCAAAGCACAAGGGGCAGAAUAAAACCAGACUCCUCCGUGUUACUGCUCUCCUGUGCCACAGCACAACAUUUUGUGCUCCUGCAGUUACUGGAAGAAAGGAUUUAGAUGAGGAACGCUCUACAUGCUCUGCCACACCCAGCAAGGCAGCUUUUCUACUGUCUCCAUACAGCAGUAAGAGGUCUCAAGCAGACAUAGGAGUAAGGAACAGCCUCUACAGAAGGCUGCAGCCAAAACUAGCACAGUUGAGGACUUUCCCCUCACUCCAUGCCCCACUAGGCUCAGCUAGCACAGCCACUCAAUGCUCUGAUGUCAGCCAGGAGUGCUUAGUUUAGAUAGAGUUAAUUUAUUCAGGCAGUGUAAGGUGUCAGUCUGGACCUCAACAGCUUGUGACCUCACUUAAAGGAUGCUUUUACUCUCCCCUGAGUGACAAUUAGCCCCAAUGCCUCCUCCUGUGACUCUCCUUGUACUUUUAACCUUCUGUGUUCCCAGGCUUUUAACCUUCGUCCUCUUCUCUAUCCAUGACUUUCAA
Motacilla alba alba is the source of this 5013-nucleotide messenger RNA. Its product is annotated as urotensin-2 receptor-like. The record is from RefSeq and is a predicted model, not a curated record. Gene Ontology annotation, biological process: blood vessel diameter maintenance; regulation of blood pressure; neuropeptide signaling pathway. NCBI's taxonomy places the organism in Eukaryota, Metazoa, Chordata, Aves, Passeriformes, Motacillidae. Gene Ontology annotation, molecular function: urotensin II receptor activity. The transcript has a single exon. Gene Ontology annotation, cellular component: membrane. The coding region runs from base 1798 to 2898 and encodes 366 amino acids.